AAACGCAAACGCGGACAAGAAAUGUUUUAUUUAUUGAUUGGACUUGGUCAGAACGUGGGAUUUCUUUUCAAAUGAUCGACUACUUGAAAGUAAACCCCAAUGUUUUCAUUCAUUCCUAUGAUUUUACCGAUUCAAGAAGAUAAUCAAAGCCCUAAAAUGAAGACCAAGCAAAAACAUAAAACGACCAUAGAAAAUCGAUAAAACUUAAAAGAAGUUAACCUCAAUCAACAAAAUAUAAACAAAUCAAUUCAAAAUGUUUUUUUCGGAUUCUUUUCUAUUUAUUUUAGCUUUAUUAGAUACUGGAGCAAUACUCUUCCUUUUGAUAUACUUUGUGAUAACACUUUCAGAUUUAGAAUGUGACUAUUUGAAUGCUCAACAAUGCUGUUCAAAACUAAACCAAUGGAUGCUGCCAAAACUUAUAGCACAUACUAUAUUAUCAUGCCUAUUACUUGUACAUGGGCAUUGGUUAUUAGUUAUGAUAAAUUUCCCUAUGGCACUUUGGUGUGGCUAUGAGAUAUUAUCGAUACCUAGUGGAAAUCUUGGUGUUUUUGAUCCAACUGAAAUCCACAAUAGAGGACAACUAAAAAACCACAUGAGAGACUGUAUGAUACACUUAGGAUAUUAUCUAUUAUUCUUCUUCCUCUAUCUUUACUGCCUCAUCAUUUCUUUUUUGAAAGAUGACCCUCUAAAUAGAGAUGAAGAAGAUGACGUGAUAUUCUGAAAAUUCCUCCUCCGAUAUGUAUAUAAUAAAUUUAAUUUAUUCUUCAAUUAUAUCAAUCGUCUAAGUCAUUUUGUUAUAUUUAUACUUUGUUAAAGAUCUAUGUACAUUCUAAGUAACUUCGCAACAAUUCUAAACCAAAGUUAUUCCAUUUGUAAUUAUCAAAAUAAGUAUUACUUCCAUGAACAACUAGCUUGAAUAAUAAAAAUUUACUAAUUG
Harmonia axyridis is the source of this 937-nucleotide messenger RNA. RefSeq names its product protein cornichon homolog 4. The transcript is spliced from 4 exons. Gene Ontology annotation, cellular component: COPII-coated ER to Golgi transport vesicle; endoplasmic reticulum membrane. Bases 254 to 721 code for a protein of 155 amino acids. The record is from RefSeq and is a predicted model, not a curated record. NCBI's taxonomy places the organism in Eukaryota, Metazoa, Arthropoda, Insecta, Coleoptera, Coccinellidae. Gene Ontology annotation, biological process: endoplasmic reticulum to Golgi vesicle-mediated transport.